Messenger RNA from Microdochium trichocladiopsis, 1335 nucleotides. RefSeq names its product 6-phosphofructo-2-kinase. Bases 1 to 1335 code for a protein of 444 amino acids. The transcript is spliced from 3 exons. Lineage: Eukaryota; Fungi; Ascomycota; Sordariomycetes; Xylariales; Microdochiaceae. The record is from RefSeq and is a predicted model, not a curated record. Gene Ontology annotation, molecular function: ATP binding; fructose-2,6-bisphosphate 2-phosphatase activity; 6-phosphofructo-2-kinase activity. Gene Ontology annotation, cellular component: cytosol. Gene Ontology annotation, biological process: fructose metabolic process; fructose 2,6-bisphosphate metabolic process.
AUGGCACCCCGACGAAACACCACUAACGGCCGCGGUGUCCAGGCCGAGGACACAAAGAUCUGUGUCGUCAUGGUCGGCCUCCCUGCGCGGGGAAAAAGCUAUAUUGCACAGAAAGCCCAGCGAUACCUGCAAUGGCUAUCGAUUGACGCCAAAGUGUUCAAUGUUGGCAACUAUCGCCGCACCAACGCGCCCCAGCCAUCAGCCGACUUCUUCGACACCGGCAAUGCGGAGGGCGAGCGUAGCCGGCGAGCCGCUGCCGAGGCAGCCAUAUCCGACAUGAUUGGGUGGUAUCGGCAGGGCGGCACGGUGGGCAUUCUGGAUGCGACCAACUCAACCAAGGACAGGCGGAAAUGGGUCUGGGACAAGUGCGCCGCCGAGGGCAUCGAAGUUCUCUUUGUCGAGUCGAAAUGCGACGACGAGGACCUCAUCAUGGCGAACGUCCGCGACGUUAAGACGACAAGCCCAGACUACGUCGGCCAGGACCCGGACGAGGCCAUGCUCGACUUCCGGAACCGUAUCAAGAUGUACGAGAAGGUCUACAAGACCAUCGACGGCGACGGCGACGAGAGCCACUACACAUACCUCAAGAUCCUCGAUGUCGGCAGCCAGGUCGUCAUCAACCGUAUCCAGGACUACCUGCAGAGCCGCGUGGUGUACUAUCUCAUGAACCUGCACAUUCGUCCGCGCUCCGUUUGGCUGUCCAGACACGGAGAGUCCAUGUACAACCUUGACGGACGUAUCGGCGGUGAUGCGCAGUUGUCACCCAGAGGAGAGCAGUAUGCACGGAAACUGCCUGAGCUUGUGCGCCAAUCAGUAGGAGGCGACCGGCCACUCACGGUGUGGACAUCGACACUGAAGCGCACAAUCGCCACGGCGCGGUUCUUGCCGGACGACUACAACCAACUCCAAUGGAAGGCGCUUGAUGAGCUUGAUGCUGGACUCUGCGACGGCAUGACGUAUCAGGAGAUAAAAGACAUAUACCCCGAAGACUUUGUUGCGCGAGACGAAGACAAGUACAACUAUCGGUAUCGCGGAGGCGAGUCAUAUCGGGAUGUUGUGAUCCGACUGGAGCCUAUCAUCAUGGAGCUGGAACGAUCCGAGGACAUCCUGAUCGUGACCCACCAGGCGAUCCUCCGCUGCAUCUACGCAUACUUCAUGAAGAAGGAUCACACCAAGAGCCCGUGGAUGAACGUGCCGCUGCACUGUCUGAUCAAGCUGACGCCUCGGGCUUAUGGAACCGACGAGGAGCGUUACGUCGCAGACAUUCCUGCAGUCAGCACCUGGCGCGGCAAGGGCAGUACAGCAAAGCACGAAGACCCUGUGGCCGCCGCCUAG